AUAAAGAUAAACAUAGGAACAAUUAAGUCUCAAAUCUUGUUUCAACCGAGUAAAAUUACCAGACGGACCGUCACUCACGUUGAGGGUCAAAUAUUUUGAGGAUGUGCUAACACAGUAGUGUCGUAGAAAUGUCAAGUUUCUCCAGAUCUGCCCAGCAAUGGGCGACCUUUGCUCGCUCCUGGUUCGUGAUCGAUGCCAGGAUGCAGCCUCCUGGGAAGAUCGCGACCAUGUGUUCCGUUAGGUUACAGGGGAAACACAAGCCUAUCUAUCAUGCACUGAGUGACUGUGGGGACCAUGUGGUAGUUAUAAACACCAAACAAAUAGCCUUCUCUGGAAACAAAUGGGAGCAGAAGGUCUACUCAUCACACUCGGGGUAUCCAGGUGGAUUCAAACAAGUCACAGCUGCCCAGCUGCACCACAAAGACCCAAAGGCUAUCGUGAAGUUGGCGGUUUACGGCAUGCUGCCAAAGAAUCUGCACCGACGCACCAUGAUGCAGCGACUACACAUCUUUGCUGAUGACGAGCUGCCAGAAGACAUCCGAGCCAACCUGACUGAGGAGCUGCCUCAGCCCAGAAAAAUCCCCAGGAAGCUCAGCGAGUACACACAGGAGGAGAUCGACGCCUUCCCCAGGCUGUGGACACCACCCGAGGACUACAAAAUGAAAUGAAACGGAGGCUGCCUGAUGCGACCAGAGCCGAGAGCCUAUCACAUUAAUGCUACACUGAAAGCAACAGGUUCCUCGUUUAUAAUGUACAAUGGCAUUUUUAUAGGAUUUGCUCCGAGAUGUUGUCCGUUUUUGAAUGCUGAAUUUCUUUAUUCAGAUGAAACAUCACAAAAAAAAGUAAGAUUGUGUGCAAAUCCAAGCCACAGCACUGACACCAACUCUGUGCUGCUCUGUACACAUUAUUGACAGCAGACCAGAAUUAUCCAACAGCUUGAGAUGUUAUCAUGUGGCUCUGCUCUGAUCAGACAAAAUCAGGUUCUGUGGGAAUCAGAUUCUGGGGGGUUUCUGUUUGAUUAUACAACCAUGAAAUGAUCAGAUCUGGCCCAUUAAAAUGAGACAUCUGCUCCAGCCGAUCGUGCCCUUUGAAGGUUCGAGGCUCCAUAGUGAAACAAAUUCAUGAGUUACUGUGACAACAUUCAGGCCAGCCAUGUGGUUUCAGUAGAAAAAUGUUAACUUUGGUCAGGAAAUCCUGAGCCUCUUGUCUUGUCAGUGUGUUGCAAAGUUCCACAGUGUUGUUAAAGUGUAAAUCAAUUCUGUUCCAUUGUAAAAUAGGCUAAUAAACAAUUUAAUAAAC
Messenger RNA from Acanthopagrus latus (yellowfin seabream), 1299 nucleotides. It is a transcript of the gene mrpl13, whose product is annotated as mitochondrial ribosomal protein L13. Gene Ontology annotation, cellular component: mitochondrial large ribosomal subunit; ribosome. Gene Ontology annotation, molecular function: mRNA binding; structural constituent of ribosome. NCBI's taxonomy places the organism in Eukaryota, Metazoa, Chordata, Actinopteri, Spariformes, Sparidae. The coding region runs from base 129 to 668 and encodes 179 amino acids. Gene Ontology annotation, biological process: translation; negative regulation of translation. The transcript is spliced from 7 exons. The record is from RefSeq and is a predicted model, not a curated record.